AAACAGCGGAACAUCUUCCUCGCAAAAACAAAAAAAAAAAACAGCGGAACAUCAUCGGCACCGUUCGUCACACUGAACUUGGAGAAAACAUCCAUCCAUGUCCGCCGCGGCGGCGCCCUUACCACGGCCCCCGCCGGCGCCUCCCCUGCCGCCUGCCACACCCUUCCACGACGACUCUCUCCACUCCCUCCUCGCCUCCCUCUCCUCCCCCGCAGCUGCCCGCCUCCUCCCCGUUCCUCUCCUCGCUUUCUCCCGCCUCCGCCACCGCCUCCCUUCGUCUUCCCACUUCCUCCUCCGCCCCAUCGCUUCUCUCCUCCACCUCCACCGCCCCCACCUCCGCGUCGGCGCCCAGCUCCAUGGACUCUCCCUCUCCCUCGGCCUCUCUCGCCACCCCGACCUUGCCCCCCGUCUCCUCUCCCUCUACUCCUCCCACCCCUCCCUGCUCCCCUACGCCUCCCGCCUGGCCGCCGAGUCCACCUACCCCCUCGCCUACAACAUCCUCAUCUCCGCCUGCCUCCGCCACGGCCUCCCGCGCCAGGCCCUCGCCGCCUACCAACAAAUGUCCAAUCACGCCGUUCUCCCGGACGCCUUCACCUACCCUUCCGUCCUCCGUGCCUGCGCCGAGGCCGGGGACCUCGCGCUGGGGCGGGCGGUGCACCAGCACGGCGCGGCGGGCGGGAUGGACGGGCACUUGUUUUUCCAGAACGCGCUGGUCUCGAUGUACGCCAAGUGCGGGGACCUCGUUGCCGCACGCACCGUGUUCGAUGGAAUGCCACACAAGGACGCGGUGUCAUGGAACACGAUCAUCUCCGGGUAUGUGGCGGCUGGCCAAUCGCGGCAAGCACUUGACCUGUUCCAACGGAUGCGAGCAGACGCCUCGGCGGAGGUGCCACAUUCAGUGACAUGGAACACGAUUGCUGGGGUAUACGUCAAGACGCGCGACCACAGGGCAGCGGUUGAGCUGAUCCGGGAGAUGGUAAACGGCGGCGCAGAGGUGGAUUUCGUGACAAUCGUGAUCGGGCUCAAUGCCUGCUCACGGGUUGGCUGGCUGAGGCUGGGCAAGGAGAUCCAUGGGUUAGCAAUCCGCAUGCGCUGCGACACGGUCGAGAGCGUAGGCAAUGCGCUGAUCACCAUGUAUGCCAGGUGCAAGCAUAUGGACUCUGCUCGCAGGCUGUUCGAAAUGCUGGGUUGUAAAGGCGUGGUAACAUGGAACACAAUGAUAGCCAGCUUUGCGUUGUCCGAUGAUGCCGAAGAGGCUUCCAAGCUUUUCCGCGAGAUGGUAUGCGGAGGUGUACAGCCUAAUUAUGUUACUGUCGUCACGUAUCUAGCCCUCUGCGCCCGUGUUGCCAAUCUGCAGCAUGGGCAGGAGCUCCACGCCCACAUCGUCAAGCAUGGUUUCAAAGGCUACCGCUUGUUGUGGAACUCUCUUAUUGACAUGUACUCCAAAUCAGGGAGGCUCUUGGUAGCACAAAAUGUCUUCGAUACCAUGGAUGACCGUGAUAUGAUAUCCUACACUUCGAUGAUAGCAGGGUACGGGAUGCAGGGGAAAGGAUCAGUUGCGCUGCAGAUUUUUUACCAGAUGGUUGAUAGCGGGAUCAGGCCCGAUCACAUAAGCAUGGUUACUGUACUCACUGCGUGUAGCCACUCUGGACUUGUGACGGAAGGAGAAGAGCUUUUCGAUAAGAUGACCAGUUCAUAUGGUAUAAAGCCUCAGAUGGAGCAUUAUUCUUGCAUGGUUGAUUUAUAUGCACGUUCUGGACUAAUAGAGAAGGCAGAAGGAAUGCUCAAUGACAGCUUUUUCCCUUCAACAUCCACGAUGUGGGCAGCAUUAGUCGGGGCUUGCCACGAGAGAGGCAACAUAAAAGUUGGUGAAAGGGCAGCUAGGAGGCUGUUGGAGAUGAGGACAGAGAAUGCCGGUCACUAUGUUCUUAUUGCUAACAUGUAUGCAGCUGCGGGUUGCUGGGAUGAGCUAGCAACAGUCAGGAAACUGAUGCGUGACUUAGGUGUCACAAAAGCACCUGGGUUGGCAUGGGCUGAUCUUGGUAAUGGGUUCACCCCCUUUUUGGUUGGAGAUAGAUCAAACCCUCUAGCACCAGAGAUCUAUGAGAUUUUGGAUGAACUAUCAGAACAAAUGAGGAAUGUCAGUAAUUGUAGCGAUCUUGACAUAGUAGAGGUACUCACAGAUCAAAACCAGUAGUCAUAGGAUAGGGCCACUAUGCUCUUUCAUGUAAACCACAGUUCAUGAAUCAACUCGAUAUUGAGAUCACACAAUAAAGCAUAGAGGUGAUAACACAAAGAGGCAGACAUAUAUUUAUAAAUAGUCUCCUCGAGGUAGGUGCUAGAAGAUGGACUACUGAACAAGAUGUGUUUCAAACUGAUCCAUGUGUGCUGCGUUGGCCUGCGGAAAGCACUGUGCCUAUGUCCAUUGUGUACAAGUCUCAUUUCUCUUGGCAAGUGAUGCUUCUCAGGCGACGUUCACCAGUUCCCAGCAUUUGCUCAUGAAAAGAGAAGGCUUUCUAAAGGAUGGGAAAACAUGUUCGUGGCUGCUAUCUUCUUCGCAUUCGCAGUGACGAACCGCCUUCAUUGCGUUCAUGUCACCUCCACUUCCGUAUUGUUUGGGUUGCCCUUGCAGAGGCACCACUGCCAGGGUGCUUGAUGCCUGGCCUAGCUGUCUCCAUCGUCUGUCCUCUCAGGACGCCUCUCUGGUCCUCCCUGAGCUUCUGCACCGCCUCAGCGAGUCAUGCACUAGCUCGCGCCCUGCCCCCUCGGCAGCUUUGGCUGUGGCACUGGCACCUGUGGUACCGUGUCUCAUUGGGCCUCUUGGGUGUGGUUCGAGCUGAGAAGCGAGGAGGUCCGUAGAUUCAGCAACGCGCUCCCAGUUUACUCAACCAUGCCCAGAUCUGUACGCUUCCCCAUCACCUCUAGGUGGUCUCGAGCGGCACCAGGACGUGGAGGAGCUGCUCUGGUGGCUUCGAGCGGUACCAGGAUGCAGAUGAGCUGCUCCGGCGGUCUGAUGUGGCAUCGGGGACCUGACCCCUUGUGUCUUCCUCUGCUUCUCUGUUCCACAUCUGCUUGAGUCGACUGCGGGCAUCUUGCUCGGCUGUGCUCCGUGUCCGCCGCGUCUGCCAUCUCUGCCGUACCCUGAUUUUGCCGGUUCCUACAUUGCAUGAGGGACGUGGCACUGUAAGCGCUCAGGGUGGGGGCAUGUGGCAAGGAGCUCCACACAGACGGGCAGUCGCACAAGGUUUUUACCAGUAGCUGACUAGGAAAUCGAAGUGAAUGGCCAAGAUCACUUCGUAUGAAAAUGAAGACCUGGUUAGUUUCAUUCUAUUCAACUGUGCCAGCAAUGCCAACAGCCCUGCUAAAAUAUGUGUCGAAGGCUCAAUGCAGACACAUCACUGGAAACUCCUUGUGCAUUUAGGUCGAAUCUGGGAAAACAGAAACCGAGAAAUUGGAAAGGUUACAUAUGAACUAGGUUUCUUCAUGGUAGAUUGCCAGGGAGGAAUUAUGUAAGGUAAAAUUGCACAGAGCAGUUUAAAGAACGGAAAGAAGGUGUAUCUAUAAAUUUUAACAAUUCAUUAUUGCGGAAGAUUGGGAUUUGAGAAGAGGCUUUGGCGUUGGAAGGCGUUUUUAUUGAAUUGACUGAAUUCGAUAGAGUGAUGAAGAGAUUUUGGUGUCUCAAACAUUGCUUCGUACUUUUCCAGUGUGAAAACCAGAUAUAUUUCCUUCACUUAACAUAUCUAGUAAGUGGUAAUGACGACACAAGUUCAUCGCCUCUUUGCUGAAGGUGCUGUCUCAUUGGUUGAACUUGGCUCUUUCAAAGAUGAAAAUACAUGAUCAGUCCUUUGCGGGUUGGAUUCAGCAACUUCGGUGUGUGUGCAUCCUGCUUCCUGAAUAUAUGGGCCAUUUGGCUUCCUAAGGGACAUAUGAUUAAUUGGCAUUUACUGGUUGGACUGACCAUGCUCUUGGACAUGAUUAAUGUUUGAAGGCAAUGUUUUCCUAACGAUACACUGCCUCUUCUGGCCUCUAUUGAUAUCCGCAUAUACAGUAACAUUUUUGUUUGUGUGCAUCAUCAGGAUGUAAACGCUCAUACAGUCAUACCCCGCAAAAAAGAUGCAAACGCUCAUCCUGGAGAGCACUGCCAUUUUGAGGAACAUAACUGCUGCUGUCCCGGAGAGCACUGACACUUUGAGGAACGGUGGCUGACGGUGAGGGUGAGCUUCAAAAAGGAGCAGAAACUCUUUGAUGUUCUGCAGCCCUGGUGAUGCUAACUGGCUGGUCGCUUUGGAAACAACGCAACGCAAGAGUGUUCAAUAACCCCAUGAGGCAAUGCAAUCCCCAUGUGCUGACUGUUGACUGACCACAUCCUGGAGAAGCUCAGUAGCUGGGUUAGCACAGGUGUCGGAGGGAGAAACUAUGCACUGAGUAGCUAGUUUUAGAGUUUAGGUGGGUGUGUUGCUCAUCCCUUUGUUCACAAAGUGGUUUCGACUCUUGUAAAUAGUUUCUAUCUUCCAUAAAGCUAUGGUAUGCCUUUGGCAUAAUCUCGCAAAAACGAUUUCAAAAUCAUAGGAAUGGAAAAAAGGCAGGAUCCAUGUCGCUAAAAUUAAUUGUGUUUAUACAAAGUUUUUUUAUUA
Messenger RNA from Lolium perenne, 4634 nucleotides. RefSeq names its product pentatricopeptide repeat-containing protein At1g71490. Gene Ontology annotation, molecular function: RNA binding; protein binding. Lineage: Eukaryota; Viridiplantae; Streptophyta; Magnoliopsida; Poales; Poaceae. Gene Ontology annotation, biological process: RNA modification. The record is from RefSeq and is a predicted model, not a curated record.